This is a messenger RNA of Triticum aestivum (bread wheat), 909 nucleotides long. Its product is annotated as phosphoserine aminotransferase 2, chloroplastic-like. Gene Ontology annotation, molecular function: pyridoxal phosphate binding; O-phospho-L-serine:2-oxoglutarate transaminase activity. Gene Ontology annotation, cellular component: chloroplast stroma; cytoplasm. Gene Ontology annotation, biological process: L-serine biosynthetic process. The transcript has 2 exons. The coding region runs from base 1 to 909 and encodes 302 amino acids. NCBI's taxonomy places the organism in Eukaryota, Viridiplantae, Streptophyta, Magnoliopsida, Poales, Poaceae. The record is from RefSeq and is a predicted model, not a curated record.
AUGAUGGUCGACGAUGGCGCGGUGACGAGCGACGGCCACGGCUCAGGCGGGAGCCGUGCGAGGGAGAGGAAGGGCGCAGAGGAGUCCGACCUUGAUUGCCCGGGCGUUACAUUAAGCCCCAAGGCCGUCGCCGCGGCUCCCUCCGCCCGCGUCCCGGCGCGCGCCGCCAGGAUCCGCUACCAGGCCAUCGCGGCGCCCUCCGCCCCCUUCCCCCUUGUCGCCACGGGCGAGCGCGACGUCUACAACUUCGCGGCGGGCCCGGCCAUGCUGCCCCUCUCCGUGCUGCAGAGGGCGCAGGCGGAGCUGGUCGAGUACCGCGGCUCCGGCAUGAGCAUCAUGGAGAUGAGCCACCGGGGCAAGGAGUUCGACGCGGCCAUCAAGAAGGCCGAGGCGGACCUGCAUGCGCUCCUCGCCGUGCCGGACACCCACGAGGUGCUCUUCCUCCAGGGCGGCGCCACCACGCAGUGCGUCGCCGCGCCGCUCAACCUCUGCGGCUCCACCUCGGACCCCGCCGACUUCGUCGUUUCCGGCUCCUGGAGCGACAAGGCCUUCAAGGAGGCCGGGAAGUACUCCGCCGCCUCCGUCGCCUGGUCCGGCAAGGCCACCAAGUACACCUCCCUGCCGGCGGACUUCGGGGCGCUCGCGCAGAACCCCGAGGCGCGCUUCCUCCACAUCUGCUCCAACGAGACCAUCCACGGCGUGGAGUUAAAGGACUACCCGGAGCCGAUGAACGAGUCGGGCGUCCUCGUCGCCGACAUGUCCUCCAACUUCUGCUCCAAGCCCGUCGACGUCUCCCGGUUCGGCCUCGUCUACGCCGCCGCGCAGAAGAACGUCCGGCGCUCGGAUACGAUGCAGCCAGGGGCACGAAUCGCAUCACGCAGCAGCAGCGUGUUAGAAUUAAUGGGCUAG